Molecule: messenger RNA, 333 nt
Organism: Adineta steineri
Lineage: Eukaryota; Metazoa; Rotifera; Eurotatoria; Adinetida; Adinetidae
Source: the annotation of a GenBank genome assembly
AUGUUUAUUGCUCUUACUCUUGUUGGCGUGCUUGCAGCAUGGACUUUUGGAGGAAUAAAUUCAAUGCUCAAUGAUCCUACUUUAUCGAUAGAAUGUCUUGGAUUCGUCUUUCAGUAUGGAGUUAUAGUCUAUUUACUUAUGUUUAUAAGUAUUAUGGUUUACUGUGUAUGUUUCUUUCGUAUGGCUAAGAAAGCAGGAUACUUCAGGCGUUGUUGCAAUAAUAAAAUCCAUGAAAACCUUCAAUUUCAACCUGAUUUACCGAUGUCUAAUUCAACACAAUCUAACAUAGAACAAAAUAAUAUAGCUAACUCAGUACCGAAUGUUCAAAAUUAG